Molecule: messenger RNA, 3592 nt
Organism: Poecilia latipinna (sailfin molly)
Lineage: Eukaryota; Metazoa; Chordata; Actinopteri; Cyprinodontiformes; Poeciliidae
Gene: braf
Product: B-Raf proto-oncogene, serine/threonine kinase
Exons: 18
Coding region: 16-2274 (752 amino acids)
Biological process (GO): protein phosphorylation; MAPK cascade
Cellular component (GO): plasma membrane; cytosol; mitochondrion
Molecular function (GO): ATP binding; MAP kinase kinase kinase activity
Source: RefSeq, a predicted model, not a curated record
UUUUUAAUUAUUAUUAUGUUGAUAAAAAUAGGCUUGGUUUAUUUUGCACUUAAUUCUGCAGCUCUUGUAUUUUCUCCUCAGAUCUGGAACAUCAAGCAGAUGAUAAAGCUGACACAGGAACACUUAGAGGCUCUGCUGGAGAAAUUUGGAGGCGAACACAAUCCUCCUUCCAUAUAUUUGGAGGCAUAUGAAGAGUACACCAGUAAACUGGACGCCCUGCAGCAGAGGGAGCAGCAGCUGCUGGAAGCCAUGGGGAAUGGCACAGACCUCUCCUGCACCACUUCCCCUAUGUCAAGCCUGUUGGAGGCCAAGAUGGGAGGUGAUGGAGUUGGAGGUGGAGCUCAGGCCCUUCCCUCAGCCCCCAACUCAUUAGCAGUCCUGCAGACCCCCACUGAUACUGGACGGGCCAAUCCACGCUCCCCCCAGAAGCCUAUUGUCCGUGUGUUCUUGCCAAACAAACAGAGAACAGUGGUCCCAGCCCGCUGUGGGAUGACUGUGAGGGACUCGCUGAAGAAAGCUCUGAUGAUGCGGGGACUCAUCCCAGAGUGCUGUGCAGUCUAUAGAAUACAGGAUGGAGAAAAGAAGCCUAUUGGAUGGGACACAGACAUCUCCUGGCUGACUGGAGAGGAGCUCCAUGUGGAAGUGUUGGAGAAUGUGCCACUUACCACACAUAACUUCGUGAGGAAGACCUUCUUCACAUUGGCCUUCUGUGAUUUCUGUAGAAAGCUGCUGUUCCAGGGUUUUCGCUGUCAGACCUGUGGCUACAAGUUCCAUCAGCGCUGCAGCACAGAGGUUCCUCUCAUGUGUGUCAACUAUGACCAGCUAGACUUACUGCUUGUAUCAAAGUUCUUCGAGCAUCAUCCAUUCAGCCAGGAGGAGGUCUCCUCAGAGGGAACCACACCCGUGUCUGAGCUCUGUCCAUCUCUCCCCCCAUCGGACUCCACCGGCUCUAUAUACCACACUACAGUGUCCCCAUCCAAGUCCAUCCCCAUUCCAAAUAGUUUUCGGACCAGUGAGGAAGACCACCGCAACCAGUUUGGCCAGCGAGAUCGUUCGUCCUCUGCCCCCAAUGUCCAUAUUAACACCAUUGAGCCUGUCAACAUUGAUGAUCUUAUUCGUGAUCAGGGCUUGCAGAGGUCAGAUGGAGGUUCUACCACUGGGCUGUCUGCCACACCUCCAGCAUCUCUUCCUGGCUCACUGACCAAUGUCAAAGCACCACAGAAGUCACCAUGCCAACAAAGGGAACGCAAGUCUUCGUCGUCUUCUGAAGAUCGUAAUAAAAUGAAAACACUGGGCAGAAGAGACUCCAGUGAUGACUGGGAGAUUCCAGAAGGUCAGAUCACCCUGGGUCAGAGGAUAGGCUCUGGAUCCUUUGGAACUGUUUUUAAAGGAAAAUGGCAUGGUGAUGUGGCUGUGAAAAUGCUGAAUGUCACUGCUCCCACUCCACAGCAGCUUCAGGCCUUCAAGAAUGAAGUGGGCGUCCUCAGAAAAACGCGUCACGUGAAUAUCCUGCUGUUCAUGGGUUACACAACCAAGCCCCAGCUGGCCAUUGUGACCCAGUGGUGUGAAGGCUCCAGUCUGUACCACCAUCUGCACAUCAUUGAAACCAAAUUUGAGAUGAUCAAGCUGAUCGACAUCGCCCGGCAGACUGCUCAGGGCAUGGAUUACCUACAUGCCAAGUCCAUUAUUCACAGAGACCUGAAGAGCAACAAUAUUUUCCUGCAUGAGGAUCUGACUGUGAAGAUUGGUGACUUUGGUCUAGCCACAGUCAAAUCUCGUUGGAGCGGCUCCCACCAGUUUGAGCAACUGUCUGGUUCAAUACUUUGGAUGGCUCCAGAGGUGAUCAGGUUGCAGGACAAGAAUCCCUACAGCUUCCAGUCAGAUGUGUAUGCUUUUGGCAUUGUGCUCUAUGAGCUCAUGUCAGGAGCUCUGCCCUAUUCCAACAUUAACAACAGAGACCAGAUUAUCUUCAUGGUGGGUCGAGGUUACCUUUCUCCAGACCUGAGCAAGGUCCGCAGCAACUGUCCUAAGGCCAUGAAGAGACUGAUGGCAGAUUGCUUGAAGAAAAAGAGAGAAGAGCGACCCCUCUUCCCCCAGAUUUUGGCAUCCAUUGAACUGCUGGCUCGUUCAUUACCCAAAAUCCACCGCAGCGCCUCUGAACCUUCCUUAAAUCGAGCAGGCUUUCAGACAGAAGACUUCAGCCUGUACUCCUGCGCCUCCCCUAAAACUCCCAUUCAAGCUGGAGGUUAUGGGGAGUUUUCUGCAUUCAAGUAAUUACAGCCAGCACAAUAGUCCAUCUCUCAUCACCUUUCAAAUGUCUUGUGUUCUUGCAAUGGAUUCAUCUAUCCCUGGAAAAUAAUAAUAAUAAUAAUAAUAAUAAAAAAACAAUCUUGAAGAAUGUGCAGUUUUCUUCCUUGGCCUGCCAUGAAGGAGAUGCAUUCACUAAAGGUUCUUUCACAACAAAAACGAAGGACAGAUAAGGGAUUGAAGAAAGUUAUUGAAGAAAAACAAGAUGCAAGAUUUUUGGACAAAAUUGGUUUUAGAUGAAAAGCCGUGAACUCCAUAGAUCGGUUUGUAUCUUUGAAACAAAGCUGGAAUUUUUGUUCCAGCUUUGCUUCUGAACUGCAAAGCUGGAACUGAACUGCUUUUUGAUGGACUGCAGAGCUGUGCCAGAUGAAGAGGCCUCUCGUCUGAAAUUAGUCCCCUGAUUGAAGCCGGUGUUUUUCUUGAAGGAUGUUAACAUAAACAUUGUUUUUCACUUCUCACCCUUUCAUACUGUCGCUACCUUUUGCUUAGAGCACCGCCCAUCCGAAAAGCCAUUUUAGAGGAAUGGUUCCUUGGAAUUGUGCUGCAGGAUGUCUUGUGUUUCUUUGACUCUUUGUGAUCUUAAUUCUGCAACAGAAAAAACUGUUUUGCCUUCAUGUUUGGACUAUGCCAGUGGUAAGGAACAGAAACUCAAAUCUACAGUUUUUGUUAUUUUGAAAGAAUCUCCGAGUCCUCUGUAAACUUGCUGGUCAGAUCUGAUUUUCUAACAGCAAAUUCUAUUGGUCAAAGUUUUUUAUAUAGGCAAAUUUCCUUCUACCUUUUAUCCGACUUUGGGAUUAUCUAGCCGCAUCUCCCUAAAGCAGUCUGGAGCCCCCCAACUAACUGAACCAUUCAUCGGUUCUGGAUGAGACAUCUUUGAAGUAUCUAAACUGCAGAAGUUCCUCCACACUGUCCUUGUAUUCAAACUGUCCACUCAUUCAUUCUAGAUGGCUCCUGCUUACUCUGAAUCAGAAGGUUUGUAAGAUUGAUAGAGGGAAUAAAAAUGCAGAAAAAUUAAAAUGUUUUAAGUUUUAACAGUACACCAAAUAAUAGUAUCCCAAAAUAAAAGCGGGAGGAUUGAUGUAGUGAGUGAAUGAAUGAACACUCUGAAUGCAAGUCCCAUGUACAGCGCUGAUGACGUCUUUAGACUUCCAGAUUGUUUCCCCAGAUAGUCACCAUCUCUUCCUUCCUCUACUGAGCGAAAAAGUUGCACACUCUUUAAAUUUUGGACCCAGCUUUUUGCUGCUUAUGAAUGACGGCCUAAGAUAGUAAACCAGAUCUCUAACCA